AGUGUUCGAGUAGUGCGUGUCGCUGGCUGCUGUAUACAUCCACGGUGUGUAGUAUAGUAGUGGACUGGACUGCCGGCCGGGUCUGGACAAGCAUUCACUAAACAGUCUUUAUGUGGCCGUGACUCAACGAUCAACCAUGUUCUUAUUCCCGCCCGGUCGAUCGCUACUCUUUUUAUCGUGUGUUUUUUAUAGUGUUUUAUCUCCUGUGGCUUCGUGGGACACCGACCUAGAGCUCUUUGAUCUGGUGGAAGAAAUCCCACAGACCUUCUACCAGUUCCUCUCCGUGGACAAGGAUGCCACGCCGGUGGAAAUCAAGAAGGCCUACCGGCGUCUCACGCUCACCCUCCAUCCAGAUAAGAACAAGGAUGAGAACGCAGAGAGCCAGUUCAGACAACUGGUGGGAAUCUAUGAAGUCCUGAAGGAUGAGGAGAGGAGAAUGCGGUACGAUGACAUCCUGGUGAACGGCUUGCCGGACUGGAAGCACCCCUUCACCCUGUACCGCCGGGUGAGGAAGAUGAGCAACGCAGAGCUGGGCUUCCUCCUCUUCCUCAUCCUCACCGUUGGACACUACGCCAUCAUCUGGUCCGUCUACCUGGAGAAACAGCUGGAUGAAAUGCUGAGCAAUAAGAGGAAGAAGGAGAAGAAGAAAAAGACGAACUCCAAGCCGUGUGAGGAGCCCAGGGAUCAGGACCGCCCCAAUUGGCAGGACAUCCUUCCUCUGAAGCUCAGCAUCUGGCUCUACCUAUCAAUCAAAUCACUGCCCCAGACCAUCCAGGAAGUGAAGCAGUACUACGAAGACCACAAAGAGAUGAAGAUGAGAGCGAAGCAGGAGGAGGAGGAGAUGGCUGAGCAAGAGUCUGCUCCUCGGGAGAAGCGUCCCAAGGUGAAGAAGGUGAAGGUGGAGUUCCCGGUGUACGAGGCCCCGGCGGCGGACGGCCUGUACCAGGUGUGCCCCACGGCCUCCAUCCAGGAGGUGGAGGACCAGCUGGACGACUGGCUGGACAACCGCAAGAGCAAGAAAAAGGCUCCAGAGUGGUCCGACGAGGACAUCAGCCUCCUCAGCAGGAACAUGGUGAAGUUCCCUGGAGGAACGCCCGGUCGCUGGGAGAAGAUCGCCCACGAGCUGGGAAGAUCCGUCGCUGAUGUGACCACAAAAGUAAAGCAAGUCAAAGACUGUGUGACCAACACUACAGGGCUGGUGAAGCUGUCGGAGCUGAAGAGCGGCCAGUCCUCCAAGGCGACCACUGCUGGCUGUGUGGCAGACAGCAUAAUGACCCAGCGGGAUGCCCCGCCCACCACCAGCCCCGCCCCCAAACCCAGCCCCAAACCCGCCCCCAGCCCCAAACCCGCCCCCACCCCCAAACCCGCCCCCACCAUCAAACCCACCCCCACCAUCAAACCCACCCCCACCAUCAAACCCACCCCCACCAUCAAACCCACCCCCACCCCCACCGCCUCCGCCGUGACCCCACCUCAGGGAGAGGAGGAGGGGGAGCAGGAGGGACAGGUCCUCAGGAGGAGGUCCAAAAAGGCUGGAGGAGGAGGAGGAGGAGGUGGAGGAGGCACGAACGGGGAGUCGAGGGUGAAGUCAAGGCGGCAGCGGGACUUUGACCCGACGGCCGUGGAUGAGGAGGAGGAGGAGGAGAAGCAGCAGAAGCGGGAGGAGGCGCAGCAGGAGCCCGAGGAGCAGAAGGAGAGCGUGUGGACGCAGAACCAGCAGAAGCUCCUGGAGACCGCCCUGCAGCAGAUCCCCCGCGGCGCCGCCGAGCGCUGGGACCGCAUCGCCAAGAUGGUGCCGGGCAAGACCAAGGAGGAGUGUAUGAUCCGCUACAAACUGUUAGCGGAGCUGGUCCAGAAGAGGAAGCAGGCCAAGAGCUGACUCCGUUUCACCAUCUGAGCGCCUUGCCCCUACCUGCCACGCCCCUCCCCUCCCCGACAUCUACAGCCAAUCAAAUAUCAUGGAUUACCUCUGUGAGCUAAUCAGAAAGCUGGAAAACCUCUCUUUAGCCCAGAGGCUUAUGGGUAGUUUCUGUAUGAAACCUUUCACAGGUUGGUGGGGGGAGGGUAGUUGCUGGAACUAUUUUUUAUUUUAGCUGAUCUAAUUAAUGUCCAUCCUAACCCCCACAGGUGUUUUUUUAUUUUUUAGUCUAUACUAAUUUGGUCAGCUCCGUUAAUGAAAUAUUCAAAGUAUUGGACAAUAGUUUUGUUUUAUGCCCAAUUCGAUCAUGGAAGAUAAGAAUUAUGUAUAACCGCCCACAUUUGACAUCAGAGGAAAAUGGUCUAAUUACAUCCAAGCUUAAUGUGCCUUAGCCCCGCCCCUGCCCCUCACUCAAAGUACGUUGUUCAGCAUUCGUCGUCUCUCGGGAACACGGCCAUCAGUGACACUAGCUCAACCAUUGUUAUUUCUUUCAUAAAUAUCUUGUUACAACUGCAAAUGGUUUAUUAUGAAUAAAACAGUAUUUAUUUCCUUGA
Molecule: messenger RNA, 2472 nt
Organism: Gadus macrocephalus (Pacific cod)
Lineage: Eukaryota; Metazoa; Chordata; Actinopteri; Gadiformes; Gadidae
Gene: dnajc1
Product: DnaJ (Hsp40) homolog, subfamily C, member 1
Exons: 12
Coding region: 137-1879 (580 amino acids)
Cellular component (GO): endomembrane system
Source: RefSeq, a predicted model, not a curated record